UACAGUUUUAGAAAACAGAUUGUGAGUAUUUUUAGAAACUUACGAGGAAGAGGAUCAAUAUGUUACCUUCUGUUCGUCGGUAUUCUUGUUAUCUUCAUUUGUGACAUUGUUAUUUUCUAAAAUUCCUUCGACUUAUAUGAUGGUAAUAUGUAAUUUGACAAAAAUGAUAACAUAAUGAUUUCAAGCUGCAUCAUUGGACAGGACAACACAUUUUCACUGUGACAUUGGAGAUGAUAACACAAUAGCAAGGCAAAUGAUGAAGCUAUCGAGAGUGAAAUGCUUGUUUACCAGGAUCGGAUGAUUUAAAACUUGUCAAAACCUGUCGUGCAAAAUAACGGGGAUAUAUCGUUGAGUUCAGCACUGCUCCCUAAAGAAAAUGAAGCUGAAAUGUCUGCAGACAUAUACCCUAAAGUGUCACUUCUAGAGGAGAGAUUGAAAUUUUGGAGGAUUGAAAUUGUACGAUGUUUGGACAAGCCAACAUUUUUAUCACAAUUGGCUGCUAAGGAUGUUUUCAACGAAGAUGAAAAGUCGAGGUUAUAUGAUAUAUAUCAGAAUCGAACAGCAACAGAAGCCGGAGAGGCUGUUCUGGACUCCUUUGGUAGAAGCUCUGCUCCAAAUAAGUGGAUGUCCUUCCUAAAUGCACUUGAACAAGAAGAGCUGGUAUACGUCAAGUCAUUACUGGAAGAAGAUAAUGUAGGUUCGGAAAAGGACAGGUUAAGAGGUCGAAAACUGAUACGACUCUUUGGUCCGGAACUAGAGAAAACUAUUAAUCCAAUAGACAUAAUAAGCAGCCUUGUUUCGAAGAAGGCUAUAACAGAAGUGGACCGCGAUGAAGUGCUAAAUCUAUGUCAUACCAAAAGCAGGUUGUAUGGUAUAAUGUGUCUUUUGCGCAGAAUGCAGUCUCAAUUACGACCAAGGGAAUGGUAUUACGAGUUCCUUCGCGCGCUUCGGGAUAACGACUACACCUCGGAGUGUGAACUUUUAGAGCCGGAUUUCUUGGAAUGCCCUCAUAUGUUUGAUCCUGAAAACGUUUGUGAAACACCAACUGAUGGGGUUAAAGAACAGCAAACUGCUUGUGGCGCGUCCGAAAAAAGAUCACAGUGCGAUCAAUCUUUGGAAGGAACAGACAAGGCGAAAGUAUUUUCAUCUAGUAGUACGGACUGCAAGAAAGCACUCAGUCUAAAAGAUCCAGACCCCGUACAUGAAGACGAUGCUGUACAGUCGGACGAAGAUGAACUUGAUUCUGAUUCAGAAUACAAAGACGAUUUUCAAAAUCCAAAACUUUGUCUGAGGGAUUACCAGUAUGAACUAGCUGAGCGAGCGAUUAAGGGAGAAAACACCAUCAUAAGCGCUGAGACGGGGACUGGCAAAACUUGGGUUGCCUUGCAUAUCGUCUCAGAGCAUCUUAAUAAAGGGACGAAAGGAGCCCGGAAAGUUGUAGUCAUGGCUCGAACAGGAAUUUUAAUUCGCCAGCAAGCAGAUAGAUUUAAGCAGAUUCUUCCAAAUUAUAACACCAAGUUUAUAUCUGGAGGAGAAGAUGAAUCAACGAUGCUUCAUGUCUUCGUGAAAGAUGCGGAUAUCCUCUGUUUCACGCCAAAGAUACUUGUCAACAAUUUAGAGAACGGGAACAUACCAAGUCUUGCUGUAUUUUCCUUGUUGAUAUUCGACGAAUGCCACCAUACAAAGGGAUCGGGAGCGUAUGGAGAGCUUGCAAGGUUGUACCUUACAGAGAAAUUUGACAGAGUUGCUGGACUUCCACAGAUUGUUGGUCUCACUGCGUCUAUUGGUGUAGGCAAUGCAAAGAAUGAGGAAGAUGCUGUUGAGUAUAUAACCAAAGUUUGUGCAACACUCGACGUCAAACGGCUGUCAACUGUUGAAAGAUGCAGAACUAGUUUUGAAAAGCACGUGAAUACACCGAAAGAAGACACAAUCAAAAUGACAGUUCGGGUCAAAGAUCCAUGCAGAAAUGUGCUGAUUCAAAAUAUGAUCAAGACAGAAGAUAUACUGAACGACAUCUGUUUCUCAGUGUGUGAACCAGAUAUCAUCGAUGUACUUGAUAAAAGGCCACGGGAAAGGGGAACUAUCGCAUAUUACGGCUGGACAAUACAAAUAGACAAAACAGCAAAACGAUUUGUUCACGAUCCCGAAAGUCUUCGCAAUAUUACAACGUGUGCAACGUAUUUAAAUGUCUACUGUUCUGCGUUUGAGGUGAAUACACUUUUGCAAAUUCGAGAUGUUAUGAAAUACUUAGCAAAUGAGACAAAAGAAGAAGCUGAGAGGAGAUCAAAAUUUACUGACCAAGAAAAGGAACUAUUUGAAAACUUCAAGGAAUUACAGAAAGAUUUAACUAAGAAAAGCAGAGAUGUUGACGCAGCCAAUCCAAACGUCGAGAUAAUUUGCGACCAGCUAACAAAAAUGUUCCAGGAAAAGGGUCCAGAGUCAAGAGCUAUGGUCUUUGUUAAGGCAAGAGCAACAUGCUUAGCACUUGGAGAUCUUUUGGACAAACGAUUAGUGUAUAAAGCUCGAUGUCUGUAUGGACAAAAGAAAAUAGGAUCAAUGAAUGGUAUGAGUCAAGAAGAGCAGACAGAAGUAUUGGAGAGGUUCAAGGAGGGCCGCUUUAAGAUAAUUGUAUGCACGUCUGUUGCAAUUGAAGGGAUAGAUGUUCCAGAUUGCAAUAUUGUCAUCAAUUACAACUACUCUGGUGAUGAAAUCACAAAGAUACAAAUGAGAGGAAGAAGCCGAACACAUGAUGCAUCCACAGUCACACUUGGAAAUGAAAAGUUAGUUGAAAAAGACAUGGUGAAUGUCUACAAAGCCAACUUGAUGUACAAGGCAAUGGACACCUUUAAGAAGAUGGACGCCCAUGAAUUGGAACACAAACUAUACUUGUACCAGAAAGAGGAAGUACGGAAGCAAAUAAACAAAACAGAUUUGUUAGAAGCAAUGAGAAACCGUCAGUCCUCCGAUGAUAUGGAAAUUCUGUGUGUCAAGUGCAUGAAAUACAUUUGUCACGUGUCUAGCAUGCGUGUACUAUCCGGAAGUCAACAUUUUGUCAUCACUGAAGAGUUUCCGGAAAAGGCUGAUAGGAAGCCUCAUAAAAGACCAGAACGCUAUUUUGGGCUCGAUAAGAAAGAGAAAAUGUCAUGUAAACGGUGCGGCCAAGACUGGGGUAUCGUUGCGCAAGGACUUGGUUAUGACAUAUUCGUGUUUAAAAUAGGAGGAAUUUUGUUCCGACAAGAAGAUAUAGACAAAAUCCAAGACUUUCAAAAGUGGGGUCUGGCUCCGAAAAUGAUUGACUGCACUUUGGACGAAAUUCCAAAACUUUUAGCAUACCAAAACCGACAGAAAUGACUUGCGCAUGUAAACAAUAUCUGUUUUAUGACAUUAACAUGUUAAUACUAUGGUCGUUGGAAUUUGCUGUGUUUUUUGUAUGCAAGAUAAAUUAUAUUUGGUAUUGCUUCUAUUCUUUUGUGGCUUUAUAGGAACGUAUUGUCUGAUGAUAACAAGUUAUGUGUUUUAUUUAUAUUCUUUAAAAUAAAUUAGGUUGAGUAUAAACAAAGUAUGUGUGUAAAUAUUAAUCUGGUCAUGAAUCGUUUUUCAGUAGAGGUUUAUCAUUCUUGUAACAUAUAUUCACAACAUAUUUGUGUGUAUUGUCCAACUCUUCAUUUAAAUGCCAUCGUUUUCACUUCAUUAAUUUGAUUGUGUAUUAUUUAACGUUAAGCUUAAAAUUAAAAAGGAACUCGUUGCCAGCUGAUUUCAUAUGAUAUAGAUUAAAAGGGAUUUCAUAUACUCAAAAUUUACAUGAUCUGCCAAGCAAAAAAUGAAAUGUUUUAUUAUCUCAGAUCAUCUAGCAUUACCCAAGGUCAUCUUACUGCAUGCAAGACGGUACCCAAAAAUCCUAGUUUUCGUUAUAGUAUAUAUGUACUGUGUUAUUUGUAGAGUUUUGAGCUGUUAUUCCAUGUUUCUGGUUUGUGAUUGUUUGUUUUUGUGUUCUUUGUCUUUGGCCUUUACCCUGUGCCAUUAAACGGGGUUUAUUUUUUAUUUAAACUUUAGGCUAUUGAGCUUGUUUCUGUAGUUUUGCAUUAUUGAUAAUGAAGCCUUCAUUAUCGUGGUUUAAGUAAUUGCAGAUUUGGCAUUACUAAAUUCAGCAUUUAAAGCACAUAACCUAAAUUUUAAAAAAAAUGUGAUUUUACGAAAUUGAUUAACAUGUUCACGAAACGCUUUGUAAAUCUGUUUGCUAUGUAUAUACUAUUUGAAUAUGCAUAGGACGCAAUCAUAAAUAUAAACACUCAGAAAUAAAA
Mya arenaria is the source of this 4301-nucleotide messenger RNA. Its product is annotated as antiviral innate immune response receptor RIG-I-like. Gene Ontology annotation, cellular component: cytoplasm. Bases 388 to 3351 code for a protein of 987 amino acids. The record is from RefSeq and is a predicted model, not a curated record. Lineage: Eukaryota; Metazoa; Mollusca; Bivalvia; Myida; Myidae. Gene Ontology annotation, molecular function: ATP binding; nucleic acid binding. The transcript has 18 exons.